Messenger RNA from Arachis ipaensis, 1854 nucleotides. RefSeq lists its product as uncharacterized. Lineage: Eukaryota; Viridiplantae; Streptophyta; Magnoliopsida; Fabales; Fabaceae. The record is from RefSeq and is a predicted model, not a curated record. Gene Ontology annotation, molecular function: zinc ion binding.
AUGGUUCUUGAUGAUGCUAUUGCAGAUUCAUCUGACGAGGAUGAUAUUCAAGAUUUCAGUGAUGGUGAGGCAGAAGCCGUUCCGGAGACUAACGCAGAGGACGGACCGAGCAGCUACCCUUUGUCAGGAGAGAUGGAGCUCGAGAUUGGAUUGAAAUUUCCUAAUCGGGAAACAGCGAUGCUAGCAGUCAAAAACUACAACAUCCGCAGGAGUGCAGAAUAUAAGGUGGUAGAGUCAGACCAAACUAGGUACGUAUGUCGAUGCAAGCAGUUCGGGGAUCAAUGUCGCUGGAUGGUACGGGUUGCGAAGACGAGAUCCUCUAGAUUUUGGAAAAUCCGUAAGUACCUAGGGCCUCACAGUUGCUUGGCAAGUUCAAUGUCUCAAGACCACGCUCAACUUGACAGUAAUGUCAUUUGUCAGCACAUAUUUCCCAUGGUGCAUGCUGAUGCAACAAUAUGUGUAAAGGUAUUGCAAGGAUCGGUAGAGUCAGCGUACGGUUACAAGGUGUCAUACAAGAAGGUUUGGCACGCGAAGCAAAAGGCAAUCGCAAGGAUCUUUGGCGAUUGGGAGGAGUCGUAUGACCAGCUGCGUAGAUACCUCACUGCUCUGCAGGCUUUCGUCCCAGGGACAAUUGUUGACCUCGAAACGCGACCUUAUUAUGUGGGAAACACACUCGACCGUGAGAGUGUCAUGUUCCACCAGGUCUUCUGGUCGUUCCCUUCGUGUGUUGAAGCUUUUAGGCACUGUAAACCACUGGUGUCAGUGGAUGGAACACACUUGUAUGGUAAGUACGCAGGCACCCUUCUCAUGGGCAUAGCACAGGAUGACAAUAACAACAUUCUACCGGUGGCUUUCGCACUAGUUGAGAGAGAGAACACAGAUUCAUGGUACUUCUUCCUCACCAAUUUGAGGAGGCAUGUCGCAACUCGGCCAGGAGUUCUGCUUAUAUCCGAUAGGCAUGCGGCAAUAAAGGCGGCAUUGGAGCGUGAGGGGUGUGGAUGGGAACACAAUGUGUAUUGUGUACGACAUAUUGCCUCCAACUUCGCAACCAGUUUCAAGAGUAAGGAAGCCAAAAGACACCUGGUUAAUGCUGCAUAUUCGAAAACGCAAGAGCAGUCGCAGUACUACCUAGAGCUUAUUAGUAGCGAGGAUCCAGUUACAUCUCCGCAGAUGAUGGAGUGGAUCCGAGGGUUAAAGCCACCUAAAUGGCUGCAGCACCUUGAUGAGGGCCGGCGAUAUGGUCACAUGACAACCAAUCUUUCUGAGUGUAUCAACUCCGUGCUGAAGGGUGCCAGAAAUCUACCAGUCUGUGCAAUUGUGAAGUCUACUUACCAUCGCCUGAAUGAGUUGUUCGUCCUCAAGGGUCGGCAAGCACAAGCGCAGAUUGCAAGCGGUCAGGUGUUCUCACAGUUCUUGCAAAAAGCCAUACUAGCGAACCGUGAGGGGAUUCCGCAGAUGUUAGUGACGCCGUACGAUAGGAAUACUACUAUUUUCACGGUAGACGAGAUAGCUGCUGUAGGGGUGCAGUCACGGUUCCGGGUUAACCUUCAGUACCGCAGAUAUGACUGUGGUUUCUUCCAGGCGUUACACUAUCCCUGUGCACAUGCCUUGGCCGCCUGCGCAUAUGCGAGAUUGGACUGGCAACAGUACGUUGAUUUAGUCUACCGUGUUGAGAGCGUGUUUCGGGUAUACGAAAAGGAAUUCCAGCCAAUGUCGGAUGAGGAGAUAUGGCCCCCUCGAGAAGGACGCCGUCUUCAUCCCAACCCCCUCCUACGACGUUCAAUGGAAGGACGUCCGGUGUCUACUAGGAUUCGGAAUGAAAUGGACGACGUUGAGCCGGGACCAGUGUCUUAA